This is a messenger RNA of Pseudophryne corroboree (corroboree frog), 2860 nucleotides long. It is a transcript of the gene SEMA7A, whose product is annotated as semaphorin 7A (JohnMiltonHagen blood group). NCBI's taxonomy places the organism in Eukaryota, Metazoa, Chordata, Amphibia, Anura, Myobatrachidae. The record is from RefSeq and is a predicted model, not a curated record. Gene Ontology annotation, biological process: negative chemotaxis; negative regulation of axon extension involved in axon guidance; axon guidance. Gene Ontology annotation, molecular function: integrin binding; chemorepellent activity; semaphorin receptor binding. Gene Ontology annotation, cellular component: external side of plasma membrane; plasma membrane. Bases 15 to 1862 code for a protein of 615 amino acids. The transcript has 14 exons.
UUCAGCAUCAGGACAUGGAGAUACACAUACCUAUUUUUCUGAGUCUUUGUGCUUCUCUCUGCCUUGGCAACGGGUACAUGAGGAUGACACCAAGAAUAAUUCACCCUAAUUCAAGUAUAUGGUCUGCUCCUUUGCCCAAAGAGGAGAAAAAUGCUGUGUUCUACCUAUCACCAUUGUUUUUGUACAUCGGAGGAAAGGAAGCUGUGUACCGUUUAAACCGCACUGAUUUUAGAUCAAAGAGUAACUACACGAUUGCUGCUGAAAUGUACAACUGUAAGGAAAGGCCUUACUGUAAGAAUUAUGUGACAUUUGUGGGUCAGCUGAUAGGAGAUCUCACUGUCUGUGGCACCAACGCCUACAAUCCUCGCUGCUGGAGAAUGGAUGGUGAAACAUUCCAAACAAUUGACAUGACUUGGACUGAACAAUUAGCCCCUCGCACCCCAGAGACCAAUUAUAAUAUCUUAAUUUCAGGCCAACAGACAUACUCCACACUUCCACGAAAAUCCAACAAUGCAGCUAGUUUGCUAAAAUCGAUAUUCCGCAAGAUUAAUGGCACAUAUCCAUUACUAUUCACAGGGGAUAACCUCAUGAGGGCUCCACAUUUUGUGAAGUCUCUAGUAGUGGAGAAAGAAAACCAAGUACAAGAUAAGAUUCUUCUCUUCUACAUUGAGGAUAAUAACGUAACCAGAACAACAGAAAAAAGGGUGUCCAUGGUGGCACAGAUGUGUAAGGGGGAAACAGGAUCUGUAAAACCUAGCAUUCGUAAUGUAUUUAGCUCAGCACUGAAAUCUCGCUUGAUUUGUGGUAAUGAAUUAGCUGGCCAGUACUUUCCCUACCUCAAGGAUGUCUUCUUUCUGCAAGGAAAAACCGGCAGUGCUAUAUAUGGACUAUUCACAAAUGCAUGGAAUCACAGUGCUGUCUGCUCCUAUAACAUUGAAGACAUUGAGUUUGUUUUCAACACUUCCAGCUUUCUCGGGUCUUCAAAAAAAGAUUUAAAGAUUCGCCCCGGCACGUGCCUCCCAUCACCAGAGCUAACCCCAGAGGAUACAUCUGAUGAGGCAUCCAACUUCCCAGAAUUGACAGACUCAGUAAAGCCAUCAGGAAAGAAGGAAGUUUUUCAGACUCUGACCCACUACAUAAAAAUAGUUGUGGAUGAGAUAACAGCAGCUAACGAGGAGCACUACAGAGUCCUCUUAUUAGCUACAGAAAGUGGGACUGUGCACAAAGUUAUAGAGCAUAAUGAUGGAGCUUUGAAUGUUCUGGAAUUGCGUCCCUUCAGCCAGGAAGAACAGAUCCUGCACCUGGAGCUGGAGCCGAGAGAGCAUGCCUUAUAUGUAGGAACUGGCCGGGAAGUUUCUAGGGUCCCACUGGAUGACUGUACUGCCUACAACAACAGCUGCACAGACUGCAUUCAAUCAAGGGAUCCUUACUGUGGUUGGAAUAAUAUGGAAUGUCAGUCUAUUCUAAGGACUAAGAGAUCCUUGCAGAACCUGACACAGGGAGCCAUGUGUAAUAAUGGCCAGGAGACACAUCCUCAGCCUCUAAAAAGAACUGCACUUGCACACUCAACCGAUGUUCCGGCACCACGCAUGUAUUUCAUGUCCUGUCCGGCAGUGUCAAAUCAUGCCACUUACAGCUGGAAAAAUGGUGACACUGAAAUGGGACCCUGUAUCCGUCAUAAUGGUGUCUGCUACAUGUUUUUUAAACAGGUCACAUACCCUGGGAAAUACCAAUGCCUAGCAGAGGAAGUGGCAACACAGCAUGUGAUAUUAGAGUAUAACAUGAAAGUACCGAAUAACGCUAUGAGGAUACAAUACAACUGGUUUGUGGGUUUAACCAUGCUACGUCUGGUAUUCAUGUGACACAACCACUCUUUGUUUGUAGUGGAUCAGUUCCUUGACCUAGAGGUCAUGACUGAUUAAUAUUUUACGUCAAGAAUAAAAAUGUAUUUGUUGCGAUGAAAUACAAGAGAACAACUAGCAGAAAUACAACAAAUACAGAAGUUUUAUUCUCCUUUCAGUUUCUUCACUCAGUAAAGCACUGGGGAAUUCUGGCUAAGAUAAAAUUUCUAUUAUACUGCAUUUAGGGGUUAUUUAGGUCGCAUCGCAACGUGAUGCGACCACAAUAUCCCCAUUCCCUUGUACUAAAGCGCAUGCGCAGGUCCGUCCUGCGUGUGUGUGGCCAGGCCAAUGUGAUCGCAUCACAUUGGCUGCGAACGCCUGUACCUGAUUGACAGGUAGAGGCAUUCGUGGACGGUGUGGGGAAAGCGGGGGCGGGUUGGCUGCGUUUUCAGGGCAGCUGCUCCGAUGGGAAAAAUGGCGGCAGGCCGCCUGCCGGGGAAGGGGGGGGGGGGGGGUCAUCCACAGUUGCUGCAACUUAAAUUGCAGUUGCAGUGAUUGGGCAGGACAUUUAGCAUGCUGGGCGGCCUUGCUUUGCAAUGGGCGGCCUCCCGCAUGCGAUAGAAAGGAUUGCAGGUUCUGCUUUUUAGAGCACGCACUCUAUGCUAAGAUUAUAUUACCCUGGUACCCACCAGCCAGGUGCACCAGGAGUUCCUAAUGCUACUCAGCAUUAGGCCGCUCCUCUCUUAGUGCAGGGGCCCAAUAAUUUUUCAGGCUCGAUGGUUAGAAUUAUCACAUGCUGUUUGAGCUAUCUGGCCUGUCAGAAUGGAAUAAAUUAUUUAAUUAACUAAGAAAAGAAAAAAAAAAUCCUUCCAUUUUCUACAAGCCCAGUGCUACAGUGUCAGGCCCAGUCUUCAAUAGGGGGUAACCCAAUCAUUUUUGUCUCCCUCCCCCAAAGGAUUGGACACACAGAGCUAAUCGCCGUAGCACAGUCCCCCAUAGCUUUCUCUCGGGGGGGGGGG